CUUGGCAACCCUUUCAGCAUUGUCUAUUGCAACAGGAAGGAGGAGGAUAUACAGAGGUUACUUAAAAGCCCCCAAAACUUUCCCUGUUUCUAUUUCACUGCAGAAAUUCUGCAAGGGAGAAGGAGAAAAAAAAUACUAUCUCAAAAGAAGCACAGGAUGUCUGAAACAACGAGCACCAGUGAGGAGAAUAAACUUCCUUUGAAUGGAAGAAGAGCCAUCCCACCAAACUACUCCAAUGAUGAAGAAAAUGAGGUUCCUGAGAUGGAAGUUUUUGGAUCGAUACCUAGAGGAUUUAAUCCUAGAGAUUACCUGCGUGUUGUGGAUAUUUAUAUGUUCAAGGAGCCUCAGGAGAUCAACAAGCAGGAGCACCACACUGACAAGUACUACAACCCCAAGCUGAUAGUGCGUCGAGGACAGGCUUUCCAAAUCCAGAUUGACUUCAGCCGACCCUACCAGCCAGAGUCAGACCAAUUUUGGCUGGAGUUUUUGAUGGGUCGCUACCCACAGCAAAACAAAGGCACCUACAUCCCAAUUCUAGUAGGCAGUGCGCUAAAACCUGGUCAGUGGGGAGCGAAGAUUAUCCACAGGGAAAACAACUCCAUUCGGCUGUCCAUCAUGUCCUCUGCCACCUGCAUCAUUGGCAAGUUUCGCUUGUAUGUUGCUGUCUCGACUCCCUACGGCAUCCUUCGGACACGCAGGAAUUCAGCGACCGACACCUACAUCUUGUUCAAUCCCUGGUGCCAGUUGGAUGCUGUGUACCUGGAUGAUGAGAAAGAAAGGGAAGAAUAUGUCCUGAAUGAUGUUGGUAUUGUAUUCCAUGGAAACGUCGAAGAUGUAAAAUCAAGAAGCUGGAGUUACGGGCAGUUUGAAGAAAAUGUUCUGGAUGCUUGCCUGUUCCUGAUGGACAAGGCAGAACUGGAGCUCUCUGGUCGUGGAAACCCAAUCAAAAUCUGCCGUGUUGCCUCAGCAGUGAUUAACUCCAGAGAUGACGACGGGGUGAUUGCUGGAUCCUGGAACAAUUCGUACGAUUAUGGUGUUGCACCUUCAGCCUGGACGGGAAGUGUGGACAUUCUCUUGGAGUACUACAGUUCUAAGCAACCUGUCCGAUAUGGCCAGUGCUGGGUUUUUGCUGGUGUCUUCAACACAUUUCUGAGAUGCUUGGGGAUACCUGCAAGACUCAUUACCAACUAUUCUUCUGCCCAUGAUAACAAUGCCAAUUUACGGAUGGACUUCUUUCUGGAUGACGAAGGAAAAGUGGACACCAGACUUACAAAAGAUUCUGUCUGGAAUUAUCAUUGCUGGAACGAAGCUUGGAUGACCAGACCUGACCUUCCUGUUGGUUUUGGAGGAUGGCAGGUUGUUGAUGGGACACCUCAAGAAACCAGUGAUGGUAUGUACAGGUGUGGUCCAGCCUCAGUUCAAGCCAUUAAACAUGGUCACGUUUGCUUCCAAUUUGAUGCUCCUUUUGUCUAUGCUGAGGUGAAUAGUGACAUUUUCUACACAAGAAUGGAGAAAAAUGGAACCCAAGUGGUAGAGAACAUUGACACAACCCGUAUUGGGCAGUUGAUUGUGACCAAGGAAGUUGGAGGUGAUGGAAUGGUGGACAUUACUGAGGAGUACAAGUUCCGAGAAGGCUCAGAUGAGGAGAGGCUGGCUCUUGAGACUGCUGUGAUGUACGGUGUUAAAAAGCAAAGUAUCCAAGAUACCACGUACCAGCCACAGACAGAUGUUGACAUGGACUUCCAAGCGCAAAAGGCAGUCCUUGGCAAUGACUUUAAAGUCACUAUAACUUUCAGGAACAAGAGUCGCAACUCCUACACUGCAACUACCUACUUUUCAGGCAACAUAGUGUUUUAUACAGGAGUCCCAAAAAGGGAAUUCAAGAAACACUCUUUCAGUGCAAAACUGGAACCCUCUUCAUCCAGCUCUUUCGACAUUGUGAUCAAAUCGAGCGAGUACAUGCGUGACCUGCUGGAGCAAGCCUCCUUUCACUUCUUUGUGACUGCACGGAUCAAUGAGACAGGGAAGAUUCUGGCCGUGCAGAAGGCGGUAAUGCUGGAAAUUCCCGCCCUGCGGAUCAAGACCAAAGGUGAACUGGUAGCUGGUAAAGAAACCUCUGUGAUUGUGGAAUUCACCAAUCCUCUGAAACAAACCCUGGAGAACGUCACGCUCCGCCUCGAGGGACCUGGCAUGCUGAGAACAAUAAAAAAGCAGUUCGGGAGAAUCCCGAUGAACUCUACACUGACCUGGGAGCUAAAAUUUACCCCAAUGCGAGCAGGUUUACGGAAGCUGAUUGCAAGCCUGAAUUCUAACACUUUGAGGCAUGUGUAUGGUGAGCUGAAUGUCCAGAUUCAGAAGCCAUGAACCAAGGUGCUGCCUUCUUCUCUCAUUUAGCUAUAUUUAAAAAUAUAGCCUUGGCUAUAUUGGGUGGCCGAUGGAGAGGUAUAAAUCUGCUUAUUGUUAUUUUGGUCAUCCCUCUGCUGAAAAAAAUUGAUAAAGCAAACUAAUUGGUAUGACUGAGGAGAGCAUAAAAAAAGCACCUGGAUGCUGAAUGAUUUAAAAUUAGCUAUAUGUAAUUAAAGGCAAUUCUAGGUCAUAUUAUUCCUGUAGCUCACUUGUAUUUAUGGUCUUUUGCAUUAGUGCUGCAAGGGAAUUUGAAAAGCUCCAUUCGCCAGAGUAAUCUGAACUUUAGUUUUAAUUAAGGCCUGGUAUUUCACUGAAAAGGGAAGGGAAAAAAUAAAGAACCCAGUGUUAUAAAUUCUUAGACUGAAUUACACAAUGUUAGGGUAGAUCAUUCAGGCUGCAAUAGAAACAGGUAUUUCUAGCUAAAAGGGUCUGUUUUAUCCUGCAAAUUAAUAAUGUUCUGGUUUGUGGAGAGCUCACUUUGCUGGAAGCAUCUCUCAGGAUGUUUUAUCUCCAGAAUAUUCUCAGCCUCUUGUUUUGUCUUGCAGCUUCCCUAUGCUUUUUCUCCUACUCUCUCAUGUGUGCAGGCACUCACACAGACUCACUUCAUACCCCCAUCAGACCCCGUAUGCAGUUGGUGUGCUGUUCCUCUACUUUGCUGGGUGGAAAUCCAGAGGUUUUCUGCAUCUGCUCAGAGUUUAUCACACAAAACCUGCACUUGCUGGUCAUAUCUCUUAUGUAAGACAUGUUCUCUCUUCACCCUUCUCUGCUUUUUCUCUCUCCUGAACCCACCCUGUAGACCCAUCUCCCACAUGAGUGUGUCAGGAGUGUUUGCUGUCCCAGAGCAGUCCAGGCUGGCAAAUGGGAUGAAGGAAAGAGGAGUGGAGCAGGGAGCCUGAGGCUCUUCUCCUGCCAGUGCCACAACCUAGCCAGUGUCCUGCACUGGAGCUGGGGGUAACUUUAAACUAAAAAUAUGGGUAUGAGUUCAGAUUAAAUAGGGCCUGAAAGUUCCCAAGAAUCAUGGCUAAAGCAGAAUGAAGACCUGUUGCAUGAGUAACCCUAGGAAUGCAGAGGGACAGAACCUCCUCUGGGAAAGGAAUAAAGAUGUAUCCUGAGUCGGAAACUUACACAAACCCCAGCAACUCCUCCCCUCUGGCCACAGUGUGUAUGUAAGAGCAGAUCAGGUAUUAACAGCACAGGGGAGCUGGCUGAGCUUCUAAAGUUAAAAGGAACAUCUUUCUCAUUAAACCCUGGGGUUUUACUGCAUGGUCAUGUCAUUUGGUGGUGUCAUUGAAAUGCAAGGGAGAUGCCUUCCUUCCCUUCUGCUCCUCUUGUUGCUGCACAUUGCUCAUGGUACCUCCUGCAAGGCCUGUAACCAGCUGUUAAAGUCUUGGGAGAGGGGAAAUGCAGCUGCUCUUUUUGCUAAAUUGUGGGGAACAAAGCAAAAAUUAAUGUCACCUCACAUACUCUGGGAGUACCCCAGGAUCCAGGAAAACCAGAUUUUUGGGGGCUCUUACUUCAGGAAUGGACACAACUUCAUUUUAUACAGCCUAUGUGACCACAUCAGAAACUUUCCCAUGUCAAAGUCCUGGGGGGUAGAAGAGACUGAACAGUGUAUUGUCAGUGCAAGGUGACAGUGUCUGUUAGGUAAUUAAGCAGUCUUACCAAGCUCUACAUCUUCUAAUAAAAUUAUCCAUUUUGUGCUCUUGCAUAUAAACCUGCUUUCUAUUCCAGGCAUUUUAUAAAUACAGUGUAAUAAGAAUUCAAAAUAAAGCGUGUCUGAUUGCA
Messenger RNA from Serinus canaria (Common canary), 4191 nucleotides. It is a transcript of the gene F13A1, whose product is annotated as coagulation factor XIII A chain. The record is from RefSeq and is a predicted model, not a curated record. Gene Ontology annotation, biological process: blood coagulation, fibrin clot formation; peptide cross-linking. Lineage: Eukaryota; Metazoa; Chordata; Aves; Passeriformes; Fringillidae. The transcript is spliced from 15 exons. The coding region runs from base 157 to 2364 and encodes 735 amino acids. Gene Ontology annotation, molecular function: protein-glutamine gamma-glutamyltransferase activity.